CACAACUUCCUUGUUCCUUCAGUCUAGUGAGCCCAGCAAACACCGCAGUCUGUUAUUCCUGGAGCGCCUAUGCACACAAUGUAAUGUUUAAAGUCUAUUUAUUUAUUCUCUGCCAGGACAACUCUAUGAUCUGAAAAGCAGGAUGAGGAGGAUGAGUGUCUACCCACAACAUGGCACAGCUCUGGAAAACCUGGGACUUACGGCACAUGAAAUCCAGCAGGAAGUUGAAAACAAUACGUCUGAACUGGUAUCAGAUCUGUCAGACCUGUCAGCCGGAGCCAGAUUUCAAGCGAUACGGUCAUUACCUAUGUCAUAUAACGAGAGGAAAGCAAUCAGGAACAGAGUGAACAACAUCAAACUCUCGAAAACCAUCCUCCCCACAGACUGUCGUCAACAGGUGUCUCUAUCUUUCCGCAGGUUUCGUGCCAGCUUGACAUCCGCCAGGCAGCGUUUGGUUGUAUGGCAAGAUACUCUGAAGGAGAUCGGGGGCAGAUUUGGCACUUCUGUCCUGUCCUACUUCUUGUUUCUCAAAUGGCUGCUGAAGUUCAACGUCUUCUCCUUCGUCAUCAACUUCUGCUUCAUCACAAUCCCACAAAUUGUCCAUGCGCCCAAUAUCAGCCAUGUCACAGGCUUCAGAGGACUUGAGCUGCUCACUGGCGUGGGCUAUUUCAACCAGACAGUCUUGUUCUAUGGCGGUUAUGACGGUGAAGUGAUUGUAUCCAAACCAGCCUACAACAUGCAGCUGGCCUACUUUUUCACCAUAGCUGCAUACAUGGUUCUGUGUGGGCUUUCUCUUAUUUACAGCAUGUCCAGAUCCUUUCAGAAGAACUUUGUGCUAGAAACAGGCCCCGUUUCUGGAGGAGCCUGGCGUCUCCUGUGCAGCUGGGAUUUCAGUGUCGUCAAUGAAAAAGCCAUACAGUACAACAAGAACAACCUCGGCAUUCAGCUCAAGGAGUCCUUAUCAGAAAGGCUACAGAUGAAAAACAAAAUCUCUUUGUCUGACAGAAUAAAGCAUCUGUCCCUUAACUUAGUAGCCUGGCUGCUCUGUUUAUUACUUGCCUUAGGCUCCGGUGCAGGCAUCUACUUUCUGGGUACGGAACAGUUGACCUUUAGUUUCAACCAAGAUCCAAAUGAUUUAGUGUCUGAGGCGUCUACUCUGCUUCUGCCCGUGGUUGUGUCGCUUAUCAACCUGAUUGUGCCUCUCCUUUACUCCCUCAUUGGCAAAAUGGAGACUUACUCCAACCCACGGGCUAAGAUCUACAUCAGCAUUGCAAGAAAUAUUAUUCUGAAGAUGUCCCUUCUUGGAAUUCUUUGCUUUUACUGGCUCAAUUUUGUUCCUGACAAAAUCCCAUGUUGGGAGUCCUUUGUAGGACAGAGUGUAUAUCGACUUCUGAUCAUUGACUUCAUAUUCUGUCUGCUUGGCAUUUUCUUUGGAGAAUUCCUACGCAAUGUAAUCGGAACCAUGUGCAUCCAAAGUCUGGGCGUCCCAGAGUUUGACAUUGCGAGGAAUGUACUUGAUCUGAUCUAUGCUCAGACUCUGGCUUGGAUCGGAAUUUACUUCUCCCCUUUACUUCCUGUAAUGCAAGUCCUUAAACUGUUCAUCAUCUUUUACCUAAAAAAGCUCAGUCUCAGUAUGAACUGUCAGCCUCCCAAACACACUGGCAGAGCUGCACAGAUACAGACCGUCUUCAUCGCUCUCCUCUUCUUCCCUUCAUUCGUGGGAGCGCUGUCUAUGGUGGCUUUCACCGUCUGGAGCCUGCAGCCCUCAGAUCAGUGUGGGCCCUUUCAGGGUCUCAAAACCCCCUUCCACACCAUUUUCAAUUGGACUGAUUCAAUUCAGGGCCCUCCUGAAACCCACUGGGUCUGGUGGAUAUUUGAAAACGUCCUAAGAAGUGAACUCUUCUACUAUCUGAUUAGCCUCAUCGUACUAGUUAUCACUUUUUUUCUCUGGCAAAUCACUCAGGGACGGAAACAGCUCAUCAAGUCUCUGCGAGAGCAGAUUGUAAAUGGAGGAAAGGACAAAGCGUUUCUCUUGAACAAACUACAAAAUAUCCAAAGGCAGAGAAGAGAAAUAGCAUCUUACAGUCCUCAGCCUAUCAGGCGCAGUAUGCGGGGGAGUGUUCGGACAGUAGCUCAGGAGUUUGACCAGACGACAUACUACAACCCGAACUGGAUCAACACACUGCCCAUGGAUAUGUGAAACCACAAAUCGAACAAUGCUGUAUAUAUUGAAUUGUAAAUAUUGCAUUAACUAUCAUCUCUACUACAUGGGAAAAGACGUUGUUCGGAAACAUCAAUAGUAAUGAUGCAGGAAUGACUUUUUGUGCUCGUCCAAUAGCCCUGCAAAUUGAAAUGUGGAAAAACAAUAGACAUUGUAGCCAAAAACUAAAAAUCUAAUCUCAAGACUUAAUUUGUGGACAUUUUUUUAAUUAAAUAGUUCCCAAGUUUUAGUAAUA
This is a messenger RNA of Danio rerio (zebrafish), 2456 nucleotides long. Lineage: Eukaryota; Metazoa; Chordata; Actinopteri; Cypriniformes; Danionidae. The record is from RefSeq and is a predicted model, not a curated record.